AUGACGCUCAAUUCAACCACCAAACUCUCAAUUGCUGAACUAGCAAUCUACAUCGUCCUACUCCAGCCAACAUUAUGGCUCCUCUACAAGCACGGAAGGUCCGGGCUAAUGUCGUUCCUCUACCUCAUUGCCUUCGAAAUUCUGCGUGUCGCCGCUGCAGGAAUUCAAAUCGCCAAUCGCAACGCCGCUCACCCUACCGAAUCUGGAGCAAUCGUCAGCUCUAUAGGACUGAGCCCUUUAUUACUUGCCUUAGCGGGUUUUGUAGACCUCUUGUGGCUAUACUACGGCGCAGUGGAUCGCAGUCCACUUCGAGCGCGGAUCACCGCAUGGGGCGUCCACAUUGGCGCCGUCGCAGGCAUCGCUCUCGUCGCCGUUGGCGCGGCGAAGCUCUUCGGCCAAAAUGCUACCCGUCCCGACAUCACCACAGGAUAUACAAUGCUCAAGGUCGGAGCGCUCAUACUCCUAUCUACUUGGAUGGCGCUCACAUUCGUUUAUCUCCCACUCUUCGGCAAGCUCAACAGCCAGCCAGUGCUAGGCGUGUUGAUGGGCUUGUCCGCCUCCUUCAUUGGUGUCCGGGCGGUCUACAGCGUGGUCUACGCUUUCGACCAUACCGAAUCCCUGAGUCCUUUCACUGGUUCAUUUGUCGUCAGGUUGGUUCUGAUAUUCCUGGUGCAACUCCUUGCGGCUUUAUCCCUGGUUGCGGUAGCAUUCCUGACGCGCAACGCCGGAAAAAAGCGGGCAGCAGGACAUCGAACGAGGCAUCAGAAUGGGGAGGACCAGGACAGCUCUAUUCCGCUGACUGCGCGUGGUUAUAAGUAA
This is a messenger RNA of Cladophialophora carrionii CBS 160.54, 819 nucleotides long. RefSeq lists its product as uncharacterized. The record is from RefSeq and is a predicted model, not a curated record. Bases 1 to 819 code for a protein of 272 amino acids. The transcript has a single exon. Lineage: Eukaryota; Fungi; Ascomycota; Eurotiomycetes; Chaetothyriales; Herpotrichiellaceae.